Molecule: messenger RNA, 1615 nt
Organism: Physcomitrium patens
Lineage: Eukaryota; Viridiplantae; Streptophyta; Bryopsida; Funariales; Funariaceae
Product: putative protein phosphatase 2C 59
Biological process (GO): protein dephosphorylation
Molecular function (GO): cation binding; protein serine/threonine phosphatase activity
Source: RefSeq, a predicted model, not a curated record
CCCUCCCGACACCUCCCCAUUUAACAUGUCUUCGCAACGUAGGGUCGAUUUCUGUGUCGAUUUUGCUGCUGCUGCUGCUGUUGUUGAAUAGCCGAUGUGCGUCGUGCUGUGUGCUGUGCGGUACUCGUUCAGGCUGACUCAGUUCCGGGGCGGUCCAGGAGCUACUAAGUUUUGAGGCGAGAAGUUGAAAGAACAAGGUGUUUUUGAGAGAGGGAGUUUCAAAGGAAGGCAACUUGCGACAAGGAGGAGUUAGUGACGAGCAUGAAACAAGAGACCACGGAUUAGGGGCGCUUGCGAUCAUCGGCUGAGACCAUGAAUGUUUUCAAUAGUUUGAACCCUUUGCACCGGGAGGGAGGUGUGCCUGUCAGCGGAGGCGGUCAAAGUGAAGAUAAAAAGGUUAGCUAUGGCUUUUCAAGUUUGCGUGGAAAGAGAGCCUCAAUGGAGGAUUUCCUUGAUGCCCAGAUAUCACAGGUUGACGGUGUGACGGUUGGAUUAUUCGGCGUUUUUGAUGGUCACGGUGGCUCCCGGGCAGCUGAUUAUGUGAAGCAGAAUCUUUUCAAGAAUUUGCGAAAUCACCCUGCAUUUGUGACCGACACUAGGCUCGCCAUUGCUGAGACGUACAAUAUGACGGAUCAAGAGUAUCUCAAAGCAGAUCACAAUCAACAUAGGGAUGCAGGGUCAACUGCCUCCACGGCCGUUUUGGUGGGCGAUCGUUUACUUGUUGCCAAUGUUGGUGAUUCCAGAGCGGUGCUUUGUACUGGAGGGAAAGCCCUUCCACUUUCCACUGACCACAAGCCCAAUCGACAUGAUGAACGGGAACGAAUUGAGAAAUCUGGUGGAGUAGUCAUGUGGUCUGGCACUUGGCGUGUGGGUGGUGUUCUUGCUGUCUCUCGGGCAUUUGGGGACCGCCUUCUGAAAAAAUAUGUAGUCGCUGAGCCAGAAAUUCAGGAAAAAUUAGUAACCAAGGAAGUCGAGUUUUUAUUGCUCGCCAGUGAUGGCCUGUGGGAUGUUGUAUCAAACCAGGAUGCUGUGGCCAUGGUGAAGGAUAUUCAGAAUGCUGAAGAGGCUGCGAAGAGGUUGACGGAAGAAGCCUACGAAAAGGGUAGCGCCGAUAAUAUUACUUGUGUCGUAAUUCGCUUUCAUCACGAUUCUUAGAUUGAUACGGGGCGCUCGUCAACGUGACUAUAUCACCUUUAGCAUUGAUGAUCAAAUCAAGUCACGGCCCCGCAAAUUCGUAUGGAUGGACAGCGAGGCUUCAAUAUUGUUCUGACCAAGCUUAUGAGUAACGGGCUUUGUAUAAAUGAAGGGAGCUCCAUCAAUUCGCUCAGGUUAUGCUCAAGUUGGUUAUUGGAUGAAGGUUCACAUGAUGCCAGCAGUGCAACAUCCUGUAACUAAAAAUGCUUAGUCAGUGCUCUAUUACCCUAUGGUCGGGAACUCUGUUAGGACUAUUAGGGGUGCUUUUCUCAGGUCUUUUCUUCCAGGUUUUUCUUAGAACAGAUUCAUUUCUUACCUCCGAUUUUUUUUCCUUCUCGGCGUGGCUGUUAUAUUUUAUACACACAGCCAAUGUUUGUGAUUUCUUGUCUUUAUGGGAAAUAUUUUGUUAUUGUUUUCUUCC